AUGAGCCAACCAAUGAACAUCAUGGGUGGGCCUACUCCCAACUCUGGAACGCCAAACAACGCGUCCAGCGGAGACAUAUCCCGCCAGAAGCUCAACACAUAUAUCUACGACUACUUCCUCAAGCACGGUAACCACGAAGUCGCCCGUGUCAUCCUCAAGACUGUCGAUCUCGACCUUGAUCCGCACCAGAGCCCAGAUCGCAAAGACAUCAACGGCGUGAGCGACUCAAUGGACGCCGACUCCAAAGACAACAAGAAGCCCGAUGACCUACCUUCACCCAACGUGCCAGCUGCUUCGGACGGCAGCUUCCUGUAUGAUUGGUGGCACCAGUUCUGGGAGUGUUUCAAUGCCCAACACGGUCGAGGCAACAACACACAGACUGCAAAGUAUUUGAGCAAUGUCCAGGCCCGAAUGGCCAGCGAGCGACAGAGGCUGAUGCGCGUCGAUCCCCAGAUGCAAGCCAACAUGGCCAUGCGCCCCGGCAUGGUUGGUCCUAAUAUGCCAGUACCUCCCGAGAUGGCCAAGAAGUUUGGUCUCCAGCCUGGUCGUCAACCAACACAGCAACAAGUGGUUCAGAUGCAGCAGCAAAUGCGCAUGCAACAAAUGGCGCAAUUGCAGCAAAACGCCAUGCAGAGAGAGGGCUCGACCAUGGAGCAAAGACCCGCCUCUCCCAGCGGCGGCGGCGGCGGUGACGCUGCUCCAUCGCCCAAACGUCAGCGACUCGAGGGCAACUUCAACGGCGCCAUGGGCCCUAUGGGACGCGGUCAGCCUCCGGGCAUGCCCGGACAACAGAUGGCCAACCCUCAGGCAAAAGCCAUGCAACAGGUAUAUGCCAACUCCAUGCGCCAGCAUAUGCAAUCCGCCAUGGAUUCUAACGUGGACAAGGGGUUGAUGCCUAACGGAGCACCUCAGAUGCCGCAGGACCCUAAUUCGGCCGAAUUUUUCAACACGCAGAUGCGUCCCAUGCCCGGGCAGGCGCCGCCACCCAACGCGAACAGCAACCACGCUCUCCAGGACUACCAGAUGCAGUUGAUGCUGCUAGAACAACAGAACAAGAAGCGUCUGUUGAUGGCGCGCCAAGAGCAAGACAACAUGACCAACGGACCCAAUGGCCCUGUACCCGCUUCUGGUCAGCCUCAAAACUUCGCGCCAGCCAUGUCGCCCUCCAACAGCAGGGCUGGUCCCUCUCCAGGUCCCAACGAGCAGAUGCGACGCGGCACUCCCAAGAUGGCUCCCGGUGUCGUCCCCUCUCCCACCGCCGACGGUGGCAUGCCUGGUCGCGCCUCCCCUGCCCCAGGCCAAUUCGAUCCGAACAAUCCCAUGAACCCGGCCAUGUUCCCAAUGGGCAUGAUGAAAGGUCCCAACGGCCAGAUGAUGCAGCCGCCCAGCUCGCAUCCUGCCUUUGCUCAGAUGAACCAGCAACAACAGAUGGACAUGUUCCGCCAGGCUCAAGCACGUAAUGGCCAGGCACAGAUGGCCAAUGGCUUUAUGCCUCAACCAGGUCCCAUGAUGGGGGGCCAGCCUCCGCCACAACCACCCAACAUGACACCCCAGCAGCGCAAUGCUGCCAUGCCGCCUCCGCCUGCUCCUGGUAACGAUGGCCCAAGAGCUGGUACCGGUCCUUCGUCUCCCUCGCAAAAUCAAGCCCCACCCACACCUUCACAAGCGAACAAGCCCAACACCAAGUCCAAAAAAGAUAAUUCGAAGGCCGCAAAUAAGGGUGGCAAGAAGGGAACAACCGGUGCAACUCCUCAAGAGUCAACCGAGCAACCCCCUACUCCAACUCCAGCACCGCCAAUCACACCCCAGCCUAGUUCGGCUUUCCCCCCGAAGCCAGGCCAGCCUCAGAACCAACAACAACCCUCGAACGCACAAUCCGGCAUGCCAGGACAGCAAAAUCCGGGCGGCGACAUGUCCAACAUUGGAGCUCCCUUCGGCAAUAUGGACGACAACUUUGGCAGCAUCGGCGGUAUCGACUUCGAAAUGGGCGGCCCAGAUGUGCUUGAUAACUUCGAUUUCGACUCCUUCCUCACGACUGACGGUGGCGCCGACGGCUUCAGUUUUGACCCAAGUGGCAUGAAUUUCGGCACUGAUGGUGGACUUGAAGCAGGCGGUGAUCUUUGA
Aureobasidium melanogenum CBS 110374 is the source of this 2124-nucleotide messenger RNA. RefSeq lists its product as uncharacterized. Gene Ontology annotation, molecular function: protein binding. The transcript is spliced from 6 exons. Gene Ontology annotation, cellular component: nucleus. The coding region runs from base 1 to 2124 and encodes 707 amino acids. The record is from RefSeq and is a predicted model, not a curated record. NCBI's taxonomy places the organism in Eukaryota, Fungi, Ascomycota, Dothideomycetes, Dothideales, Saccotheciaceae.